Messenger RNA from Anolis sagrei ordinatus, 1616 nucleotides. RefSeq names its product ataxin 7 like 3 (gene ATXN7L3). Gene Ontology annotation, biological process: positive regulation of DNA-templated transcription; regulation of transcription by RNA polymerase II. NCBI's taxonomy places the organism in Eukaryota, Metazoa, Chordata, Lepidosauria, Squamata, Anolidae. Gene Ontology annotation, cellular component: DUBm complex; SAGA complex. Gene Ontology annotation, molecular function: transcription coactivator activity. The record is from RefSeq and is a predicted model, not a curated record.
CCCCGCCUCCUUGCCGGAGCCUAGCGAGCUAGGUUGCGCUCCGAUUGCAAAAGGUGGCCCCCUCCCCUUUCCCUUUCCCUAUUGCUGCCGCCGAUGCUGGAGCUGGAGGGAAGGCGGCGGCGGAGGCGGAGGCGGAGGAGGAGGCGCUAGGCCGGACUGGCUCCCUUCUUGCCCGGGCCCGGCGGGGAGGGGGCAUGGCUGCGUCGCCGGGGGCCCAGCACGCCGCCUGGGGGCCAGGCAUGGGGGCCCUUCGCCUGCCUCAGGAGAGAGUGGGGGGGGGAACCCUUCCCAUUUGAGCCUGGCCUCUGGCAUGUUGCGUUCUCAGCACCUUCUCCGAUAGCUUUUGCAAAUGAAAAUGGAGGAAAUGACUUUGUCGGGCCUGGAUAACAGCAAGUUGGAGGCUGUGGCUCAUGAUAUUUAUACAGAUUUGAUUGAAGAUGCUUGCCUGGGCUUGUGCUUUGAGGUGCACCGGGCCGUCAAGUGUGGCUACUUCUUUCUGGAUGACACAGACCCUGAUAGUAUGAAGGACUUUGAAAUUGUAGAUCAGCCAGGGCUGGAUAUCUUUGGCCAAGUCUAUAACCAGUGGAAGAACAAGGAAUGUGUUUGCCCAAACUGCAGUCGAAGCAUCGCCGCCUCCCGCUUCGCCCCACAUUUGGAGAAGUGCCUUGGUAUGGGCAGAAACAGCAGCCGCAUCGCCAAUCGGAGGAUAGCAAGCAGUAACAACAUGAAUAAAUCAGAGAGUGAUCAAGAAGAUAAUGAUGAUAUAAAUGAUAAUGACUGGUCAUAUGGAUCUGAGAAGAAAGCAAAGAAGAGAAAAUCAGAUAAGAAUCCCAAUUCCCCUCGAAGAUCCAAGUCCCUGAAACAUAAAAAUGGGGAGCUGAGUAGUAACCCAGACCCAUUUAAGUAUAACAACUCUGCUGGAAUAAACUAUGAAACACUUGGCCCUGAGGAGCUUCGUACUUUGCUUACCACGCAAUGUGGGGUGAUCUCUGAACACACCAAGAAGAUGUGUACACGGUCCCUGCGCUGUCCCCAGCACACAGAUGAACAGCGGAGGUCAGUCAGGGUCUACCUCCUGGGACCCUCUGCCUCACUUCCUGAGGCAGAAGGAAGCGUGGAGAACGACAGUUUUGAUAUGGCAGAAAGUCAAGCCCUCAUGAAUCGAUUGCAAUGGGACGGAUCGUCAGACAUCUCUCCCUCUGAUUCAGCCUCAUCAAAAGCAAGUACAAACAACUCAGAGUCCCGAAAAACCAAAAAGAAGAAACCGCACAUGAGCCUGGUUGGAGGUGCUCCCGGAAUCAGCUCCAGUAAGAAGAAACUGAAGCCUAAACCUCUGGCACCUCCCACUCCCAGCCUGUAUGAUGACAUCAAUUGAAUAAUAACACUGGGAUGAGAAAACUGGGAUGAAGGGGAUGUGCCUCGGCACCCUUCAGACCCAAUCCACGGGGAAGGCACUGGACGGUGUCCUCUCAUGCACGCUCUCGUGUACACCUCUUUUUUUAAAGAAAAAAAUUAACUGUGAAAGAGAGGUGGCUGCAUGUCUUCCCAUCUUCUCAAGCCUCCAGCAUACAUUGCACAGCCCUUUGCGUACACUGGAUGUGGCGCAAAAGAAUCGG